This is a messenger RNA of Radiomyces spectabilis, 975 nucleotides long. RefSeq names its product pre-RNA processing PIH1/Nop17-domain-containing protein. Bases 1 to 975 code for a protein of 324 amino acids. The transcript has 4 exons. The record is from RefSeq and is a predicted model, not a curated record. Lineage: Eukaryota; Fungi; Mucoromycota; Mucoromycetes; Mucorales; Radiomycetaceae. Gene Ontology annotation, biological process: rRNA processing; box C/D snoRNP assembly. Gene Ontology annotation, cellular component: ribonucleoprotein complex; R2TP complex; cytoplasm.
AUGCCGACUUUAGAAUUGAUUGAAGACGAGAACCCUUUUCUGUUAUCUAAACCUAAACCGCAGUUUGACAAUUUAUCCGCCGAAGAACAAGCUGCUUUUUUGGAUAAAGUAGCGGCUGAAGUGUCAAACGAUCCUGCCGCUUUGAAUCGUCUCGCUUCGACAUUUUUGAAGCAGGCUACCAAGGACGAUUUCAACAAUGUUACCGUGCAACCUAUUCCCGGUUACGUUUGCCGGACCAGUACCGUAGCGUCCAACAAUGAAAAACAUAAAGUAGGCACCACUGUGUACAUCAACAUCUGCCAUGCCGCUGCCAUUCCGGAACCGACUUUGGCUACCGAAGCCGAGAUCCAGAAGGCAUUGAAUGCUGAACCCGAUGCCAAAUACAGAGUACCCUUGAGUAUGGGGGAACCGAGAUUUGAGAAAACGACUGCUGAUAAAGUAUGCCUCAUCAUGGAUGCCUGUAUCCAUACUCAGCCUUACCUUCGUUCCGAACGCGAUCUUGAUUUUAGAUUAUACAUUAUGGAGCUGGCCAUGGAAUAUGUGGAGGAAAAUGAACACAUUUCUCUGAGUCGAGAGUUUACCAUGCCAAAGAUGAGUUCCAAGGGAACCAUUCCUAAACGUAUUGUCCGACUACCCAAGCCAUCAUUGAUGACUGCUGUACGUCAGAGCACAGAUGCGGCUAGCACGCAGUGGAAAUGCACACCGACGGUGUCGGUGCAGGGAAAACACAUCCUUGUUGUCGUUCCAAUGCCGAAUCUUAACUCUUCCGACUGGAGACUGGAUAUGGAAACCAAGCAGUUGAUCAUUUCCGUCAACGGUGUUGCGUCCCAUAUCCCUCUGCCAAGGGAUAUAGACAUCAAUGCCGCGGAGAACACGGCUCAGUUUUAUAAAAAGAGUCGCGAUCUCGUCGUUUGUUUGAGUAUCCAAAACGGCUCUGCCAACGCUGGCUCUGAAACAAGAAGACAAUACCUGUAA